AUUUGAUCAGAUGAAACUGCUGUCACUUGGUGUAACCGGAUAGCCAUCAGUCCCAAUAAGCCAACUCAGAGCGAGUCAAUAUGUUCAGUCCGCGUUCGGUGUUCCCCACCUCCCCCUCCGCACGACCUCUUGAUCAUUUCACAUUGCCAAAUACACCAAAGUUGUCAUCACUUGCUGGGUGUUGCAAAUUGUCAGUCUUCUUUUACAAUGGGUGAUUGUAUUCCGGAUACCAAUGACGUGUCGGCGGCUGGUGACCGCGACAUCGAAACCUACCACAUCUCUUCUUCCGCGCUGCACGCCCGCGCCGCCCAUCAUGAGUCUUUCCAGCAGCUGUGGGAGACAAAAUGGAAAGGACCUUGCGCCAUGGGUGUCUACCCCUUCAUGUUUGGCAGCAUCACCGACUUUCAGCCGGUGGUUGACGCCAUCAUCGCUAAAGGCCUAAAGGAGCCCUACAACUGGGAUGAAUACGCUUCCAUGUUCUUCCCCCAAGCGUUCAAGCUCGCCUUUACCGCCCGCCAAGCCGAACAAAACGGGGAAAAGGAAAAGGCUUGCGAGUUGUACCUCCGAAGCUCAGCCCUUUACCGCAUCGCGCGUUUCCCCGCCCCGCGCUCCCCCAAACAACACGAAGCCUGGAAUCUAGGCAAACAAGUCUUCUACAAAGGCGCCUCCCUCCUCCCCAUCCCCAUCCUCCCCAUCUCCAUCCCCCACCCCAACCACCUUCCCUCCGAACCCCCCCUCAUCCCCGCCUCCCUCCUCCUUCCCCCGUCUCCACACCCCCUCCCCCUCCUCAUAAUCCUAACCGGUCUCGACGGUUACCGCACCGAACUCUCAGCCUGGCAAACCCCCCUGUCCCGCUUCUCCAUCGCAACCCUCGUCCUCGAAAUCCCCGGAACAGGCGACUCCCCCUCUCUCCCCUCCGACCCCCUCUCCCCCGACCGCCUCAUGUCCUCCCUCUUUUCCUACAUUUCCACCGCCCUUCCCACCGUCAACUCGUCCAAUAUCAUCAUCUGGGGUUUCUCCACAGGAGGGUACUACUCUCUCCGCGCAGCCCACACCCAUCCGUCCCACCUCCUCGGCUCCGUCUCCCUCGGCGGCGGCUGCCACCACAUGUUUGACGAGACCUGGCUCCGCAACGUCAACCAUUUGGAAUACCCCUUCGACCUAGCCCAUACCCUCGCUCACAAGUUCGGUUACGAAGACAAUCUAGACCAAUUCAUCAAAGAAGGCAAGAGCAAAUUCAGUCUCCUCGACAGCGGGAUCCUGGACCAGGAAAGUUGCAAGACGUUGGUGGUCAAUGGUGACUUGGACGAGAUUUUCCCGGUGGAGGAUUUGUAUCUUGCCGUCAGGGACAAGAACGGGAAUGUGAGAAAGAACACCGAGUUCAAGGUUGUCGAAGGGAGGAAGCACAUGGGGGAGCCCGAGAGCUUUGGUGUUAUUCUCGAGUGGAUUCAUGGGCUGUGGGGGUUGGAGGCGGGAGUGGACGAGUUCAAGAAGGGCGUUUUGGAGGGUUUGCCUUUCAAGCCGAAAUAUUGAAGGUGAUGGUAAGGCUUGAUCAAGUUGUUGCAUCGAAUAUCAUGGCAAAGAAGCUGUGGCUGUGGAGAAGCUUGCAAAGGUUUUGGCCCGAUUUUCAAGAAAAUGCUAAUGCACAUGGUGAUAAUGUUCCUAUAUUGUCCAAAGCCAGGAAAUAAAAGGAGAGAACCUAUACGGAGCCCUUUAUUUAUCUUACCAACACCCCCACCUCCCUCCCCUUGAUAUAGAAUCAAAUCAUAUUGCGAAUAAGCUUUAAAAGAUACUUAAGAGACAUUUAAAGAUAAUUAAAAGGCGGUAAAAGGUAGUUAAAGGGGUUAGAAGAUAAUUAAGAGUCGUUAAAAAAUAAUAAACAGGCCUUCAAAGAUAGGUAAAGGAGCUUAAAAGUCAAUUUGAAGGCCUUAAAGAAUAAUGUAUAGGCGUUUAAAGAUAACUUAAAAGCUUAUUAUUUUUCUUUCAGGACCUAAAAACACCCGCUUAUAUCGCUGUACGCGCUCUCACCCGCAAGUCGCAUCUCCCACUGAUUAAUCAACCAAGCUUGGACUAAUGGCUCUUGCGCCUCAACAUCGAAAGCUUUUCAAAAUCGUUCUGAACCACUGCCAGUUCCUGCUCCAGCCGUACCUUGCGAGAUCCAAUUUUGGCAAUCUCAACGUCACACCGCGCUCUUUCCCUGUCCAUAAAGGCGACAGUUUCUGGCAAAAUAUUGCCCGUACG
This is a messenger RNA of Podospora pseudopauciseta, 2241 nucleotides long. RefSeq lists its product as uncharacterized. The coding region runs from base 208 to 1533 and encodes 441 amino acids. The transcript has 5 exons. NCBI's taxonomy places the organism in Eukaryota, Fungi, Ascomycota, Sordariomycetes, Sordariales, Podosporaceae. The record is from RefSeq and is a predicted model, not a curated record.